AUGAAGGCAUACCUGCCGCGUACUGCGGCAUUUGCCUGGUCCCCUGCCAAUGCACAGGCGGGUGGACCUAUGAUGGCCACGGGAACAGUUGCUGGCGCUCUGGAUGAGAGUUUCAACAAUGACAGCGUUUUAGAACUCUGGCACUUGUCUGCCCCGGAUGACACCACGACGGAGGUGACUCCCUCGGUUGUUUCAUCCAUUGGAACCAGUGCGCGUUUUAACCGUCUAGGAUGGGGAUUUGCUCACAAAGACAAGCCUUUCGGUUUGCUUGCCGCUGGUCUGGAGAAUGGCGAGGUUGGUGUGUGGGAUGUCGGCAUGAUGUUAAACCCUGCUACGGCCCCACAAUCCCAGGUCCUUCGCAACACUAUGCACAAGGGCACCGUCCGAGGCCUCUCGUUCAACCAGCCGCAGCCUAACCUUAUUGCGACUGGCUCGGUGAACGCGGAGAUCUAUGUGUGGGACCUCAAGUCGCCAGGCAAACCGUACACGCCGGGCUCUCGAUCGCAGCAUUUGGAUGAAAUUUCCAGCUUGGCUUGGAAUGGCCAAGUGCCAUAUGUUCUCGCUACUGCGUCCACAAAUGGGUGCACUACUGUGUGGGACCUUCGCCACAAGCGCGAGAUUGCUGUUCUACGUAACAUGACUGCAGGCGGGCCUAUGAGUACAGCUGGUGGUUCUGCACGCAAUAUCAGCUCUCUCGCCUGGCAUCCGCUAAGCCCUACACGGAUUGCCACGGCUGCUGAAGAUGACAUGAACCCUGGCAUUGUGCUAUGGGAUCUGCGCAAUUCGCGUGCUCCUGAAUCUGUACUGCAAGGUCACGAGCAGGGCGUUUUGGGCCUGUCAUGGUGCAAGCAAGAUGAAAAUCUACUGCUGUCCUGCGGUAAGGACAGUCGUACGCUCUGCUGGAACCCACAGUCGCAUGAGAUUGUGGCGGAGAUGCCUCCGCGAGCGAACUGGGCAUUUGACGUGCAAUGGAACCCACGCAACCCCAACAUGCUAGCUACGGCCAGCUUUGAUGGUCAUGUUAUGGUACAGUCGCUGCAGGACACCAACGUCGUGGAUGACCAGAAUGCACCGACAGAUACGACCAACAUGAACCCAGACGACCUUUUCAAUGCGCUUGGCAACGCCCCACCUCCUUCGUCGGGCGGUAUGCCUUUGGUGACUGCGCCCAAGUGGCUACGGCGCCCAGUUUCAGUGUCGUUUGGAUUUGGUGGUCAGCUGGUGCGUAUUCCUAAGCCAGUGCCCGGUGGUCGCAGCUUCCCGAUCCAAAUUAUGAACGUUCGUACAGAGCCUCAUAUUGCGAUACGUGCACAAACUCUAAGCGAUGCUCUGGACCAAGGCACUUUGCAGGAGUUCUGCGCAGCGCAGAGCAGCCAUGCGGACACGAGACCUGCGGACAUUGCUAACUGGAAAGCACUGCAGACACUCUUCCAAGCUGAAUCUCGUGAUGAACUCGUUGAGCUUCUGGGUUUCAGCAAGUCUUUGGUGUCGUCGCGUAUUCAGGAUGCCGUCAGCGCCCUAGGUCCUUCACUGCUGGAGGAUGAGGCCCAGGAAAUGCCCGUCACGGAGCAAGCUUCUGAAGCGACCGAGCACGGCGAUCCUGCCGCCUUUUUCGAUAAGAUGCCGAGUGAGCUACCGCCGCCACCGGCACCAGUGGAGCCUUUCCGUUUGCAUCCCGGUGGUGAGCAGGACCCAGACCGUCUAGUGACACAGGCGCUCAUCCUGGGUGACUUUGAGAGUGCUGUUUCCUUGCUAGUGUCACAAGAUCGCUUUGCUGAUGCCCUUGUCCUUGCCACGCGUGCUGGCGAUGAGCUGCUGGUGAAGACACAGCGUGCCUACUUCAAGCGCCAUGCCACCCGCCUUCCUUACCUGCGACUUCUUCAAAGCAUUAUUUUGGAGGAUCUGUCGGAUGUGGUACUGUACGCGGAUCUGAGUGAGUGGCAGGAGAUCUUUGUGGUGCUGUGCACAUUUGCAAAACCUGAGGACUUCCAUGGCCUCGCUGAGCAGCUGGGUCAACGCUUGGAAAACCGCUACCUGCAGUCAGUGCAAAGUGGUAUGGGUCGUGAGGCACUCAAUGACCGCAAGAAUGCGGUUUUGUGCUAUUUGGCCGCUGGUCGUCUGGAAAAGGUCAUGUGCAUGUGGAUUGAUGAGAUGAAGGAGGAAGAGAUUGCGCUGAGGCAGGGCGCGGGCCAUGAAGAAGAUUCACAGUACUCUGCUCACGCCGAGGCACUUCAGACGUUCGUGGAAAAGGUGGUUGUCUUCCAGCAGGCUGUGCAAUACACAGAUGAGGAUCUACAGCCACCGCCCAUGAAUGAGGACGGCACUGUGCCAUACAGGGAGUUUAAGCUGGCCCCUCUCUACGACUAUAUCCUGGAGUAUGUCAAUGUUCUGGCCGAACAAGGCCUUGUGGACAUUGCCCUCAAGUUUGUGGCUCUCACACCGGCGGACUAUGUACCGCUGGGUGGUACAAGCAACGCCGAGUGGGCACACGACCGCUUGCUGCGGGCCAGCGAGGCCAGUGGGUACACAUACGAUCAAGGCGCGUACACCCAGCCCGGUAGCAGCGGGAAUGCUUAUGGACAAAGCACCUACGCGCAGCCCACGUACGGCAUGGCGCCUCUCGACCCCCCGCCCAAGACAACGACGGCCCCUGCCCACUCUCCCGACGAUUCCUGCUGUGCCGACAGUGCCCACAGCUCCUCCAAUGAGUACGGCUCCUACUGUGCCAGCUGUGCCUGA
Molecule: messenger RNA, 2739 nt
Organism: Malassezia sympodialis ATCC 42132
Lineage: Eukaryota; Fungi; Basidiomycota; Malasseziomycetes; Malasseziales; Malasseziaceae
Gene: SEC31
Exons: 2
Coding region: 1-2739 (912 amino acids)
Biological process (GO): endoplasmic reticulum to Golgi vesicle-mediated transport; COPII-coated vesicle cargo loading; endoplasmic reticulum organization
Cellular component (GO): COPII vesicle coat; endoplasmic reticulum exit site
Molecular function (GO): protein binding; structural molecule activity
Source: RefSeq, a predicted model, not a curated record